GCGUGGUGUUACAUAAUGACCGACCGUAAGAUUUGUAGUUUGUAGCCUGGCCUUCUUUCUUUCUCUCAGCAACCGCCGUAAGUAACUGUGCACCGUUACCUGCUCUUUUCUUCUGCACACAAAAAACUAAACCUACAAACCAAAAAGAGAAAUGCAACAAGCAGCAGAAGAUCCCCCGACCAAGAUGACGCCUCAACCAAUAGCCCAAUCUUCCACCAUGAGCUGUAGUAGUGGGAGCAGCCACAGCAGCAGCUGCAGCAGCAGUCACAGCCACAGCAGUGUUGUGGAAGCGUUUGAGGAAGAACCUACUUCAGUAGUAGCCGUUCCUCUGGGAGAACCAGAAGCCGAAGAUGAAUUGCACAAGGAAGCCGCCGCCAGUGCUUCUACAUCCUCCUCAUCCUCCGACACUGUCAUCAAGGAACCCAAAUUGGGCCACUCGUUCUUCUUUUUCCUGUGUGACAUGAGGCGCGCGGUGGUGCUGUUGGACUCGAUCGGGAUUGUGAUUGGAGUUGUCAUGCUGGGCGUUGAAAUCAACGCGUACAUGACAGGCUCGGACGAUUUCAAAAUGCCGCUCAUGGCCGAUUCGACCGCACGAGAACACGGCUUUGGAGUGAUUAUGGUCCUGAAAUGUAUUUCGAUUGUCUGUCAUUUGGCCGGCAUUCGAGGGGCGAUGCGAUUUCAAAUUUGUCCGCUGAGUUUUGCCACUCUUUGGGAUUUCAUUUACGGCGUCUUGGCCAUGUACGACAGUUACUGGAUCGGAUUCACCAAAUCGCUUUUGGUGCUCUAUCCGCAUGUCGUUCUCUGUUCCGAGAUCAAUCAAGGAAUCAUGACGCCAGAGACAUAUGGGCCACGAGAAAAACAAUCCAUUUGUGGUGUUUGAAUGGAUUCAAUUCGAUUCAAUACACUUUCACUUGCGGCAAAUUAUUUCUCACGUCAUGGAAAUCAAUGAGGUACCGACGCUUCCAUCGACAGCUUGGCGGCCCAACCGAGUGAGGCACCAAUAGAACACAGCAGCAGACAAACAGUGGAAAACAAACGAGACCAGCUAGCAACAACUCUGGAGCGCUAUUGAGGCAAGUCCUUCAACGAUGAUUGGCUACCUGGCUAGACAACUCUCUAGCUAGCUACAGUAGCAAGAAAUCCAACCGAAAAUCCAACAUUCUGCUGCGCUGUACUGUAACAAUUGUAAAGAUAGGACCCAAUUAUUGUAAUC
Molecule: messenger RNA, 1213 nt
Organism: Seminavis robusta
Lineage: Eukaryota; Bacillariophyta; Bacillariophyceae; Naviculales; Naviculaceae
Source: the annotation of a GenBank genome assembly